Molecule: messenger RNA, 1317 nt
Organism: Nicotiana tabacum (common tobacco)
Lineage: Eukaryota; Viridiplantae; Streptophyta; Magnoliopsida; Solanales; Solanaceae
Molecular function (GO): hydrolase activity
Source: RefSeq, a predicted model, not a curated record
CCAAAUUUCGAGGCCAUUUUGUUACAAGGAGACAAGGAAUUAUAUAGUAUUACAAUACUUAAAUUUUCAUAUACGUUACGACAAAAAAGUAACUUAAAGUGCUUACUUGUUCGUCUUGUAAUCUCCGGCUCUUCAUUUUUCUUUACGAGAUUCAGGUGCCAUUGUUUGAAGCAAGUAUGAGUUUUACUGGGCCUUCCAUGGCUUCUGGUGCAGGAAUUGCUCGAAGGGCAUUUGAGUUUGGACAGACUUACGUGGUGAAGCCUAAAGGUAAACACCAGGCAACUAUUGUUUGGCUGCAUGGCCUUGGGGACAACGGAUCAAGCUGGUCCAACCUCUUGGAGACCCUUCCUCUUCCAAAUAUUAAAUGGAUCUGCCCAACUGCCCCCCAACGACCAAUAACUUUAUUUGGAGGCUUUCCUUCCACUGCCUGGUUUGAUGUCAAUGACCUAUCUGAAAAUGCUAUUGAUGAUGAUGAGGGUUUAGAUGCUUCAGCAGCAUAUGUGGCGAGUUUGUUGGCUACGGAGCCCCCUCACAUCAAACUUGGGGUUGGAGGCUUCAGCAUGGGCGCAGCAACUUCUCUUUAUUCUGCAAUUUGUUUCACUCGUGGGAAGUAUGGGAAUGGCAACUCAUACUCUGCCAAUCUGAGUGCAGCUGUUGGAUUAAGUGGCUGGCUUCCCUGUGCAAAGACUCUCGAUAGCAAACUAGAAGGAGUAGAGGGGGCUGUAAGCCGUGCUGCAUCAUUGCCCAUUCUUCUUUGUCAUGGCAAAGGAGAUGAGGUCGUUCCAUAUAAAUUUGGUGACAAGUCGUCUCAGAAGUUACGUUCAUGCGGUUUCCAAGAUGUGACAUUCAAAUCCUACACAGCACUUGGCCACUACACAAUCCCAGAGGAGAUGGACGAAGUUUGCGCUUGGCUAACUUCAAAGCUCGGGCUGGAGGGGAAAUCAUAAGUUGCAUUGUCAAAAGCAGCUUUCAUAUGCAUACUUAUUGCAGAAAUAUGGAGUAUCAUUAUUAACAGAUGGUCCAACUACUUAACUUUUUCUUUUUCAUUACUACCAACGAUGGUUAGUGUUCAUGGGGAGUACCGUGUUGAAGCACUUUUAGGUAAGCAGAAAUGCAGGCUAUUGAUUCAGGUCAUUGCCCCCAACCCAAACUAGGGGCAGUGACCAUUCACCUUCUAUUCGUCCUGCAUUUCAUGUCUUUAACAUUGUACAGCGGUCAAUUUACUGCUGUAUUAUCUGAUCAUGGGAACCUUAAUGUUUGGAUAUAUAUUCUUGUGCUAGUUGAUAAAAAUACAGCCUCUGUCCAUUGGCAUGAUUU